This is a messenger RNA of Menidia menidia (Atlantic silverside), 5714 nucleotides long. NCBI's taxonomy places the organism in Eukaryota, Metazoa, Chordata, Actinopteri, Atheriniformes, Atherinopsidae. The record is from the annotation of a GenBank genome assembly.
GAUAGUCGACAGGGAACCUCGUUCGCUUCGUUAGAUAGUCGUUGUUAGUUGAGUUAAAUGCGUCGGCUUUUAAUGUGACAUGAUAUAAUAGUUUUAACUCCUCUUUGUAACAUCCCGGCUUACGUUUAUGGAUUGCUAGCAGUUGAUGUAUCUUUGAACGGAAAUAAGGUAACGUUGAGAAAAUGCCACUCCACGGAAAAAUAGUGGUGAUAAAGAGGAGCGGAGGAGACGGGACGGAAUUUCCUCUUACUGCAACGUGUUUGUUUGGAAGGAAGCCUGACUGUGACAUUCGGAUUCAACUUCCUCAUGUCUCCAAAGAACAUUGCAAAAUCGACCUAAAUGAAAAUAAAGAGGUCAUUUUGACUAAUCUAAGCUCAUCUAAUCCAACACGUGUGAAUGGAAAGGCUCUGCAGCAAUCUGAGCGUUUGAAACAUGGAGAUGUGAUAACCAUUAUUGAUCGCUCUUUUAGGUUUGAGUACCCACCAGCACCCACACCAAAGAAGAGAUCUUCACACGGAGGCAAAGCUGAAACCCUCAAAGUUCUUCAAGACCAAGUUGGGGACACGGUUAUUGUCACAAAAGGAGAGAAGAGGAUCUCUGAAGUAUCCUCAGACCCUCAUCUCAAAGAUGGAGGAAACCAUGACAACAUUCAGCGUUCCCUUGAGAAAACUCUGGAGAUGGAGUCCAGUAAAGAUGACGACCAGCUGCAAACCAACCAGACAAACUCUCCCUUUGGCGAUCUGUAUCAAAUGAUAAAGAAAUCCCUGGAUGUCAAAACCCCCCGCACAUCCUCCAUCAGCGUGGUCCAGACGCCCUCCUCAAGGUUCUGCACUCCGGGACCCGCUUCAGUCCGGAAGAAACCUGCUGCCUUCACUCCCCAAAGAGAGGAUGGUAAAGUCUGUGGGACCCCGAUGUCUGUAAAGAAGCAGGCCCCGCUCUUCAAGGUUCCUUCUGCUGAUGUGGACGGAUCCAGAGCCGAAGAAGCUGGGCAGGAAGCAGACAAGUCUGGAGUGCCUUCGCCGCGUAGAAGAAACAGCGGAACCCCUCAAAGAUUCACCGUGAGUGAGGCUAUUGAGCAAAUCUCCACUCAGACGCCCAAGUCACCCAAGAGAAGGAGGAGCAAGGAAGCCACACCGGCGAGGCCUGCUGCGGGUAAAGGACAGGAAGAGGAGCCGGAGACGGCUCCCAAAAGCGAGAAUCCUCGAAGACUGUCACCAAGAAACGCAGAAAAAGCUGAAAAAGAGUCCAAAAAGCGUAAGAGUGGAGAGCUUGGAACAGAUUUGCCAACGCAGCCAAUGAAGAGGAAACGCGUUUCCUUUGGGACUCAUCUGAGCCCAGAGUUGUUUGACAAGCGGCUGCCUCCGGACUCCCCGCUGCGCAAGGGAGCGACUCCACGGAGGAGUUUGUCACUUUUUAAGACCAAGCAGGCCCUCCUGAGGCGGGUUUCUGUGAUUGGCUUACUGAAAGAGCAGAGUCCUGUAAAAAAGAGUUCUCCGUCUCCUAAGAAACCACCAAAGACCCAGAGUGCUUCUCCCAAGACUCCCCCAGGGCAAAAGCUGCCAAAAUCUAAGUCUCCCUCUCCCAAACCAGCCUCCCCUGCAAAGAAGUCACCCAAGUCCAGAUCCUCCUCUCCCAAAGCAGCAUCUCCCUCCACAAACAAAGUGGGAACUCCUAAGGCCAGUGAGCAGCCUAAAACCGAGGCUUCCAGAGGUUCUCCCAAGAGCAAAAGGAGGUCUUCUCUGGCCAUGUCGAGUCCCACCUCUGUGACCGGUGCGACGUCGGAUAAAACCCCCUCCAAUUCGGGAAUCCAGACACCAACGGUGCAGGGCCGCUUCUCCGUGUCCCGCAUCAGCACCCCCUCUCCCGCCACGGAGGCCGCCGCCGAGCAGGAGCCCGCGCCCACCGCCACCCCGCAGCUGCGCCUGAAGAGGAAGAGCAUGAAGAGCGCCUCCAAGAAGACCCCAGGUGUCGCCAAGAGUGCAGUGAAGGCACUGCAGAGGAGAAGUGGCGUCUCACGGGCAUCCAUCAAGGUCAUGAAUUCCUGGGUGGACAUUGUUAAAUUUGGAAAGAGUAAGGCUCCUGUUGUGCUUCCAACAAAGAAAAGGAUCACCCAGAAGACAGCAAAGAAGCUUGUCCCCAAGUCCCAGACUCCUGCCAGGAAGCUGGCGGGCCAUGUGAGCACUGGGCACGCAGAGUCCCCCGCCACCAUCGUUGUGGGCAGAGCUCACAAAAGAACAGUCGCCUGUCCCAUGGGGGCAGCGCCCAGGGUGGUCGCCAACACAGCACUCUUCAAAAAGAACAUGAAAAUGGACGAGGACUUGUCUGGCAUUUCCGAGAUGUUUAAAACUCCGGCAAAUGAGAGGAAAAGGCGAUCUUUGAUCAGUGAGAGCAGUUCCGCAAAGACACCGGUGAGCGGUCAGAGCACAUCUGUGAUGGAACCGUCAGUGCUGAACACACCAGAGGAGCCAGAUGAGAUGAUGGUGUCUCCACUGAGUGCUGCAUCCACAGUGAAGAGUAGAACAUACAGCAGUGAAGCGGUCCAACGCCUCCUUGAUGGAGACCAAGAGUCGAGUUUUAUCAGUGACACCCCCACCGUGGAAGCUCAGUCAGAGUCUAGCGAGCAGCAUCCUGAGGAUUCGAGGAAAACGGCUGUAACUACCCCCAAACAGAAGCCAGACUUACCCGAGUGUCUGACCGGAGUCAGGAGGAUCAUGAAGACCCCGAGACAGAAGGCUGAGCCCAUUGAGGACCUGAGAGGAAAGCUUCUGAAAACCCCCAGGCAGAAAGCGGAGCAGCCAGAAUGUCUGACCGGAGUCAAGAGGAUCAUGAAGACCCCGAGACAGAAGGCCGAGCCCAUUGAGGACAUCAGAGGCAAACUUCUGAUGACUCCCAAACAGAAGCCUGAGCCACAGGAGUGUCUGACCGGAGUCAAAAGAAUUUUUAAGACCCCGGGACGCAGCGAGCUCAGCGAAGAGGGCUCAGACGUCGCCAUGGAGCUUCUUCAGACACCAGCGUCUGCCAGCCCGCCCGAAGACUCAGCAGUGAAAACGCCCGGCUCACGCAUGUCUCCAACCGUCUGCCUCACAGAUUUCAGGGGACAGGCAGCAGAGGACGCGGUCGGGACGAAGAGGCUGUUGAGAACCCCCAAACAGAAGAGCCAGCCCGUGGAGGAGCACUUCGGCCUGAGGAGGCUGAUGAAAUCUCCCAGGGUGAAGGGCAAUCCACCUGUGGAGGACUUCGAGGGACUCCAGGAGCUAAUGGCCGAGCCGGAGGCUGAGCUCUCAUGUCAACUGGAGCCAAACAAGGAUGAAGCUCCAAUGCAUGUGAAUUGUGGCGUCCAAGAAGCAAAAGUAGAAGCAGAUGCUAAUGAAGUCGUCCCCGAUGGCACCCUAGAAGUUCCGAGUGAAUGCGGUAACGAUGAAGCAUGGCAUGGCGUGGAGGCUCUCCCGACUGAAUCCAAAGUGGACGGUGCAGGCGAGGUGCCCGCGGCCUCAGAGCCCAGCCCUCAGAAGAAAGCCGCUCGAGGAAGAAGGGCGAACCCCGUCAAGGCUGCAGACAGAGUGGAGGCCUCUGAAGUUCCCGCUGCCGCCGCCCCGCUCAGAGCACGGCGGGGGAAGAAAGCCGAGGCUGCAGCGCCACCUGCUGUCAGACUCAGGACCAGAGGCGCAAACGCGGGAAGCACCCAGAGCCAGGAUGUGGAGCCAGCGGUGAAGGAGAGCCUCCCUCAGACAAGUGAGGCUGCUCCCCAGCCCAAAAGAGGAAGAAGUGCCAAAAAGGUCCCUGAAGCCGUCCCAGAACCUGAAAGUCAACCUCAGGCCGACGAGGUCCCAGAGAGGGCUGAGCUGAAGCCCAGGAGAGGGAGGAAGGCCAAAGCAGCCCAACAGGAGGAAAGCGCAGAGGUUCCAGCUGCUGACGUAGCAGAAGAUGCAGGCCAGGUCGACGGGGACCAGCCAGUGGGAACUGAGGAGGCUUCAGAUACCGCAGAGGUUUGUGUCCAGGCACAGGAUGCAGGGACAGAAACCAGCUCAGCCAUACCUCAGAAGAGACCCACAAGAGGCAGGAGAGCCAAACAGGUGGAACCUAAAGAAGAGGAGGACAAACACCAGGCCACAAACGAGCCCGUGGCCCCAGCUCAGGUCAGAGGAGGAAGAGGGAGGAGAGCGGAGGCUGCAGCGCCCCCAGCUGUCAAACAGCCCGCCAGAAGCAGACAUGCAAAGUCUCAGGAAAGCGCCCCAGAUCACUCAGCGGCAGAAACCCAAGCAGCAACAGAGGUUUCCUCUGAGGCUGCUGCUCCUCGGGCAGAGGCCAUCAGUGUGGCCCCAGCAGAAGAAGUGGUCUCCAAGCCACUCAGAGGGAGAAGAGCCAAAGCUACACCCUGUGAGCCGGAGAAAACCCUGAAUGCUGAACCCGAACAGCCCAGUGUUGGGAAACCCCAGAGAGGGAGAAAGGCUAAGCCCGCUGCUGUAGAGCCAAAUGAGGAGGUGGAGGCCAAGCAGCUGUCUGUACCCCCAGUCAGGGCAAAAAGGGGAAGACAUGCCAAACCCGAGGAGGAGGAAAGGGACACCGCUUCAGAGGAGGCUGAUAAGUCCAACGAACAGGCUGUAGAACCAGCAGAAGAGGUCGUAACAUCUAAGAUGGUUCCUCCAGAGAAGGCAGAAGCCCCACUUGGCACGAGUGAACAAGCUCCAAAGCCCCGACGGGGCGGGCGCAAAGCAAAAGCAGAGGCUGAGGCCGUCGCACCGGUGGAGCCCACCGAGCCCCAAGAUGUGGGGUCCACAGACAAACCCAAGCGAGGGAGGAAAAACACCCGGGUCCCAGAGGAACCAGCCGAAGGUCCCGAACAGGUCCUGAAACCCAACCGAGCAAAGGGGAUCAAAACUAAAGCAAAAGAAGAACUUCCACUGUCCACUCCAGCAAAGAGGUCACGCCAAGGGGCAGCUCCUCCUCCUCAGGAGACCCCGGAAGAAGCCACGGCAGAGCCGGCUCCAGUCCAGCCUGCAGCCCGGGGGAGACGAGGAGCUAAACCCUCAUCAGCCGCCGGCCAAGACCACCCCGCUGAAGGGUCAAGCGAAGCCUCUGCCCAGGACACGACCAAGUCCAAAAGGUCCGUCAAGUGGAAGUCAGACCUGGAAGAAGUUCACAUUCCAAAAGCCACACCGGUUAAGGCCGUCCGGGGGAGGAAGCAGAAAACUGCAAACCAAGUCGAUGCCGAAAGCAAAGCCACUUCUGAGGACGCCGGCAGACCUGAAGAGGAUCCCCUCUCAGAUGAAGCUCCGCCUGCAAAGAGAGGCCGGCGGGCAGCCAGGCCGGCCGACCCGCCGGCAGAGCCCCCGCUGCCCAGAACCCGACGAGGAAGAGCCACUAAGAAAUAGAUGCAGAUUAUAUAUAGACCUCAUCACAACGACUGUUCCCUCCUUCUGUUUUUUGUACUCGUUUUGUUGUUCUUUUAUUUUAAGACAUUGUAGUGAGAAGUUUUAAACGACUGAAAAUGAAGCACUGCUUUUUGCCCCAGUACAGCAGGGAUUAUUGUUUUAUUACUUCUUUUUUUAUUUUUUGGGAUAAGUUGUACGUUAUUCUUAACAGAAUUGUCGAAAUUUUAUUGUUGGAGGGAAAAAAAGUUUAUUAAAUUUUUUUACUACAAAGAAAAGAUGGGUGAUUGUUUUGUUUCUCAGCAUUGCCUGGAUACUUUUACAUACAGCUUUUCCUACAGGUAA